Drosophila guanche is the source of this 909-nucleotide messenger RNA. Its product is annotated as aldehyde dehydrogenase, mitochondrial-like. Gene Ontology annotation, molecular function: aldehyde dehydrogenase (NAD+) activity. The annotation marks the transcript as partial. The transcript has 4 exons. Lineage: Eukaryota; Metazoa; Arthropoda; Insecta; Diptera; Drosophilidae. The record is from RefSeq and is a predicted model, not a curated record.
AGGCGGCCCAAUUCUAGUUUCUAUCCUCAUUUUCCGUGCAAAGAAAUAAAUACAACAAUGCUGCGAGCUUUGAAGACCGGCGGCGCCCUGUUGCGUUCGCAAAACAAGAACUUUGCCGCAGCUGUGGCCCACUACUCUGAUCUACCUAAGCCCCAGACCACCCCGGAGGUGCUCUACACCGGACUGUUCAUCAACAAUGAGUGGCACAAGAGCAAAUCGGGCAAAACAUUUGCUACCAUCAAUCCAACCACAGAGGAGUGUAUCGCUGAAAUUCAGGAAAGCGAUAAGGAGGAUAUCGAUAUUGCCGUAAAGGCUGCCCGCUCAGCUUUCCAACUGGGUUCCCCCUGGCGCCGUAUGGAUGCUUCGGAGCGCGGGCGUCUAAUCUACCGCUUGGCGGAUCUUAUGGAGCGUGAUCAGGUCUACUUGUCUAGCUUGGAGACUUUGGACAACGGCAAACCCUACAGCAUGUCCUACAAUGUGGAUCUACCCACGGCCAUCAAGAAUCUGCGCUACUUUGCCGGCUGGGCUGAUAAGAACCAUGGCAAGACCAUCCCCAUGGACGGUGACUUCUUCGCGUACACCCGUCACGAGCCUGUGGGCGUGUGCGGUCAGGUUAUUCCUUGGAACUUCCCCAUUCUGAUGAUGGCCUGGAAACUGGGACCCGCGCUGGCAACCGGCAACACCAUCGUGCUGAAGCCUGCAGAGCAGACCAGUCUGACGGCCCUAUACAUUGCGCAGCUGGUGAAGGAGGCUGGCUUCCCGGAGGGUGUGGUUAAUGUGGUGCCUGGCUUCGGUGAAGCCGGCGCCAUCCUGGCCAAUCACGCAGAUGUGGAUAAGCUGGCCUUCACUGGCUCCACGGAGGUGGGAAAGCUCAUCCAGUUGGCAUCUGGCAACACAAACCUCAAGCGC